Ostrea edulis (European flat oyster) is the source of this 1340-nucleotide messenger RNA. RefSeq lists its product as uncharacterized. Bases 105 to 1145 code for a protein of 346 amino acids. NCBI's taxonomy places the organism in Eukaryota, Metazoa, Mollusca, Bivalvia, Ostreida, Ostreidae. The record is from RefSeq and is a predicted model, not a curated record. The transcript has 2 exons.
GUACAACGUUCAACGGGGUUUCCCAGUGGGCGUUUCCACAGAACAAGGAAGGAAGACGGAACAAGAAAGUAAGGCAGACGGAAUUCAAACUCACAACACACAGGAUGGACCACAUUCCCCGUCUAUCAGAAGCUGUCUAUGUGGGAAUGUGUCGUGAAGUGGGAACUCCUUCUGAAGUGAGAAUCAGGAGGGACGUGGUGGACACCGGGGAGGAGGUGUGUAGACCAGUGAAUAUACUGAGGGGAGUACAGAUCAUGAGGAGUGGCAGUGAUCGUGAGGGAUUUAGACUGAAAACAUCAGACAUAGAUGAGAUGUUCUGGUCACAAGAUCAUAAAGUGAUCUGUGAUCUCUCUCAGAUCAGUCUGUACCGUAUCCCACAACACACCGUCAUUCUGAUGGAGUGGGAAGAUCUUCCACCGGGAUUUACCAGACUGAAGCUGCUCACUGAUUCCUAUGAUGCUGAUGUGAUAUCUUCGUGUGUAAAUCGAAAUGGAGAACAGUAUAUUUCUAGUGAGUUGUUUCGAGAGGCUUUUACCGAGUUCAAUAGAAGUAGGGCUCCUGCAUUUCAGUCCUGUGUACAACAUGGACCCUGUGCAUCUUUUGUCUUUGGAACACAGGAAGUUGACAGUGCUUUCUGUUUAGGGUCCGAUCACUGGCCAACAUUAGCUGCACCAUGGAUAGAAAGAUGCCGACAGAAACUCUGGCCAUCUGAUGAUGUUUUAGAUGAUAUUGUACGCUCCGGGUCCCAUGUCGUACCCAUAGGUAGUGAACAUAACAACGGUGAUGAAUGGAGAAUUUCGUUUUCUCAAGCAGAGCAAAAACUAGUUUACUCAAUGAACCACGUCCAGUUCUUGUGUUACGGACUUCUGAAGAUAUUUCUCAAAGAAGUUAUCAAUAAUCCUAUUCUGUGUUCAUAUUUCAUGAAAACAAUUCUAUUUUGGGUUAUCCAGGAAGAUGCCUCCUUGACAUGGACACCGGGUUAUUUAUUGUCAAAUUUUUGGCGGUGUUUUAAAUUGCUUAUUUUCUGGAUACAAAGAGCUGAAUGUCCAAACUUUUUUAUUCCCCAAAACAACAUGUUUAGAGUGAAAGUGACAGGGGCAGCCCAAUCUUUAUUGUUUGAUCAGGUUCAUAACUUGUAUUGUUAGGGGAUAGCAUGUCUUUUAUUAAGCCCCACAAUAAGACCCUACCUCAAUAGAGCCAUAUUAAACAAAACACUGGUAAUCAAAACAGAUGAAGACAGCAUGAUAUCCCCUGUAAAACUAGACAUACAUAUUUUUAGUGAAAUAUUUAAAUUUGGUUGUCAUGUAUUAGAUAUAAAACAAUUUGCGGCUUACAUGAAA